CUCCGGCUUGCGGCAUCUGUUCCCUGCAGCCAGAGUGUCGCCCAGUUACCGCAAGGCUCGGGUAGAGACACCUCUUUCCCUGCUUUGCGAGAGGAGAGUCGUGUGUCCUGGUGUCUGUAGCAGAUACAAGAGCGAGGUGGCCGGUCUGAAAGCCUUCCACUACGCGCGUGACUGUAUUGGUCUGUCUACUACCCGCCAUGCCGCUGCCCGUUGCACUGCAGACCCGCUUAGCCAAAAGAGGCAUCCUCAAACAUCUGGAGCCCGAGCCAGAGGAAGAGAUCAUUGCUGAGGACUAUGAUGAUGAUCCCGUAGACUAUGAGGCCACCCGGUUGGAGGGCCUGCCACCGAGCUGGUACAAGGUGUUCGACCCUUCCUGCGGGCUCCCUUACUACUGGAAUGUGGACACAGACCUCGUGUCCUGGCUCUCCCCACAUGACCCCAACUCCGUCGUUACCAAAUCUGCCAAGAAGCUCAGGAGCAAUAACACAGAUGCUGAGGAGAAGUCAGACAGGAGCCACGAGAAGUCAGACCGGGGCCACGAGAAGUCAGACCGGGGCCACGAGAAGUCGGACCGGGGCCACGAGAAGUCGGACCGGGGCCACGAGAAGUCAGACCGGGGCCACGAGAAGUCUGACAGAGACCGAGAGCGUGGCUAUGAUAAAGUGGACAGAGAGAGAGACCGGGACCGGGACCGGGACCGGGACCGGGGAUAUGACAAGGCAGAUCGGGAAGAAAGCAAGGAACGGCGCCACCAUCGCCGGGAGGAGCUCGCCCCUACCCCAAGAGCAAGAAGGGUAACAAGCCGGAAGGAUGAUGAGCUAGACCCCAUGGACCCCAGCUCGUACUCGGAUGCACCCCGGGGCACAUGGUCAACAGGACUCCCCAAGCGGAAUGAAGCCAAGACGGGUGCAGACACUACAGCAGCAGGGCCCCUCUUCCAGCAGCGCCCCUACCCAUCCCCAGGGGCUGUGCUCCGGGCCAAUGCCGAGGCCUCCAGAACCAAGCAGCAGGACUGAACCUUCACACGUCACCCCUUCCCUGGCCUUGAAGUUUUCAAUAAAAACUUUGUCGGGGAAUUAAUG
Messenger RNA from Talpa occidentalis (Iberian mole), 1082 nucleotides. It is a transcript of the gene PQBP1, whose product is annotated as polyglutamine binding protein 1. NCBI's taxonomy places the organism in Eukaryota, Metazoa, Chordata, Mammalia, Eulipotyphla, Talpidae. The transcript is spliced from 7 exons. Gene Ontology annotation, molecular function: ribonucleoprotein complex binding; protein binding. Gene Ontology annotation, cellular component: nuclear body; cytoplasm. The record is from RefSeq and is a predicted model, not a curated record. The coding region runs from base 198 to 1016 and encodes 272 amino acids. Gene Ontology annotation, biological process: alternative mRNA splicing, via spliceosome.